Messenger RNA from Lathyrus sativus (Indian pea), 1134 nucleotides. Lineage: Eukaryota; Viridiplantae; Streptophyta; Magnoliopsida; Fabales; Fabaceae. The record is from the annotation of a GenBank genome assembly.
AUGGCCGAUGCUGAGGAUAUUCAACCCCUUGUUUGUGACAAUGGAACUGGAAUGGUGAAGGCUGGAUUUGCUGGUGAUGAUGCUCCUAGGGCUGUGUUUCCAAGUAUUGUUGGCCGACCUCGUCAUACUGGUGUCAUGGUUGGGAUGGGUCAAAAGGAUGCCUAUGUAGGUGACGAGGCCCAAUCUAAAAGAGGUAUUCUUACUCUUAAGUACCCCAUUGAGCACGGUAUAGUCAGUAACUGGGAUGACAUGGAAAAGAUCUGGCAUCACACAUUUUACAAUGAAUUGCGUGUUGCUCCUGAGGAGCACCCAGUGCUUCUAACUGAGGCUCCACUCAACCCAAAGGCCAACAGAGAAAAGAUGACCCAAAUCAUGUUUGAGACCUUCAAUGUACCUGCCAUGUAUGUGGCCAUUCAGGCUGUCCUCUCCCUCUAUGCAAGUGGUCGUACAACAGGUAUUGUCUUGGAUUCUGGUGAUGGUGUGAGUCAUACCGUGCCAAUCUAUGAGGGUUAUGCACUCCCUCAUGCCAUCCUUCGUUUGGAUCUUGCUGGUCGUGAUCUAACUGAAUCUUUGAUGAAGAUCCUCACUGAGAGAGGGUAUAUGUUCACCACCUCAGCUGAGCGGGAAAUUGUCCGUGACAUUAAAGAGAAGCUUGCUUAUGUUGCUGUGGAUUAUGAACAAGAACUUGAAACUGCAAAGAGCAGUUCCUCUAUUGAGAAAAACUAUGAGCUUCCUGAUGGACAAGUUAUCACAAUCGGAGCUGAGAGGUUCCGUUGCCCAGAAGUCCUUUUCCAGCCAUCUAUGAUUGGAAUGGAAGCUGCUGGAAUUCAUGAGACCACCUACAACUCUAUAAUGAAGUGUGAUGUUGAUAUCAGAAAGGAUCUGUACGGAAACAUUGUUCUUAGUGGUGGUUCAACUAUGUUUCCCGGUAUUGCUGACCGUAUGAGCAAGGAGAUCACUGCCCUGGCUCCUAGCAGCAUGAAGAUUAAGGUUGUGGCUCCACCAGAGAGGAAGUACAGUGUCUGGAUUGGAGGAUCAAUCCUUGCAUCCCUCAGCACCUUCCAGCAGAUGUGGAUAUCUAAGGGCGAAUACGAUGAGUCUGGCCCAUCCAUUGUUCACAGAAAAUGCUUCUAA